This is a messenger RNA of Gopherus flavomarginatus (Mexican gopher tortoise), 1128 nucleotides long. Its product is annotated as protein maestro-like. Gene Ontology annotation, cellular component: cytoplasm. The record is from RefSeq and is a predicted model, not a curated record. The transcript is spliced from 9 exons. NCBI's taxonomy places the organism in Eukaryota, Metazoa, Chordata, Testudines, Testudinidae. Bases 1 to 1113 code for a protein of 370 amino acids.
AUGCUUUUCAAAGUUGGGAAUGUGAGACUGAUGAGAGAACUCAGGGAGCAGGGAACGUGGAUUCUACUUGAAAACCCCCAGACUCACCAUGAGGGAGUGUGUCUGCUGGUGAGAGUUCUGCUAAGAUCUGACCUAGUAACACCUGAGAUCAUCCAGAGCCUCCUCGCCUGGGUGAAUUCCCCGACAGAAAACUACCGAGUCACCAGCACAGCUUUCCUUGCCCAGCUAAUGAGUGAUCCCAUGCUCAGGGAGAAAAAGUUCCUUAAGAGUGUCUUACGCGUCUUGGAAGAAAGGUCACAGGAUAGGAACAGCAUUGUCCGUCAGAUGGCUGUAAGAGGCCUGGGAAAUAUAGUCGAUGGGGCGCCUCAGAAGGUGAAAAAGCACAAGAAGUUUCUUCUGGACAUACUGAUCGGGGCCUUACAUGACAUUUUCAGUUCUGAAGUCAUUGGCGAGAGCAUGAAUGCACUGGCCAAAGUCCUGAAGCAACUGAAAGAGAAGGACAUCGGUUCUUCCUUCAGAGACCUCACCCAACAGAUCCGGACCUACUUUGACGAUGAGGAUGAUGCUCUUCGCUCAGUGGCCUUUGUCCUAUUUGGCAUCCUGGCUCAGUUGACAAAGAAAAAAUGGAAGGCCUAUUUCACCGAGCAGGUUCGAAAGAGCUGGGUCACGCUUCUGCUGCACCUGCAAGACCCAAACCCCCAGGUUUCAAUGAAAUGCAGAGCUACAUUUCACCUCUGUUUCCCGUUUUUGGGACUGAAGAGACUCCAACAUGUGAUUAAUAAGCACCUUGAUGACACAGCCAAGCUGAAUCCUACAGAACUCCAGGAGGACAUUUGCAGACACCUUGCCAAAGAGAACUUAGAACUGCUGGAGAACUUAUACAAAACCACCCUCUCGUACUUCUACAGCAGCUUGGAAGGGAUCCGGGCAGCUGCCGCCAAGUUAGCUGGCAUCAUCCUGGAACACAUAGAAAUGCACCUUAUGAAAUGGCUGUACCGGGGAUAUCUGCUGAUGUAUCUCCAGGUCCUAGAGAAAGAUCCAAGUCCCACUGUCCAGCUGGUGGCAACUGAGAUCAUAAGUGACAUCCGUUCUGGUGGAGUCCUUGAGAAAUGAAGCGGAACGGAGACA